CGUAUGCUUGUAGUUUACCUGAUCGCUCCGCCCCGCCGCGCCAUUUUCUCAUCGGAGACAUAUCAAUCCAAAAUAUUGUGCAUUUAAACGUUGAACUUGCUUUUAUAUUUAAUUCCACGAACUUAUUAAGUAGGUAAAUGACCUGGAAAUGAGUGACGUCGACGAGGGAGAUAACGAAAGACGGGGUUCUCAAGCCUCAUCUAAAUCGGAACAUGGAAGUUCAACUCGGGCCAAGUCAGGGAACAGGUCAGGCUCCUCGAGUCCAUCCCCAGAAUCUAAGCAUUCUGAAUCCAGAUCGUGCUCUCCAUCAAAAUCGGGUUCUCGUUCUAGGCACGUUUCUGAUCGACUUGCCGGUCGUUCACGAUCUCCGUCUCAUCCCUGCCGACAGAGGUCUCGUUCUCAUUCCGACAGCCCCGACUUCCGCCGCAGGAAGAACCGUAGCACUUCCCCAAUGUCAAACCGCAGCCCUGAGGCUGGGCUCAGGCAGAGCCAUGAAACAAAAGAAGCAAACAGUCACGGCAGUAUCACUGAUAGGGCAAACCCCGAUCCAAGCAAAUGUUUGGGGAUAUUUGGCCUCAGCUUGGAAACCAGAGCGCGGGACCUGAGGGACGUGUUUUCACAAUACGGGCCUCUUGCCGGGGUCAAGGUGGUGUUUCACCAUCGCUCGGGUCGCUCGCGUGGCUACGCCUUUGUUUAUUUUGAGAGACUUGAAGAUUCAAAGGAGGCAAUGGCGAAAACCAAUGGUAUGGAGAUAGAUGGGAAGGUAAUUAGAGUAGAUUACUCCAUUACCAAGCGUGCCCACUCCCCCACACCUGGAAUCUACAUGGGUAAAUCAACUAUAGAUGGUGAUGAUGAUGAUGAUGAUGACGGCGGAGGUAGCCAAAGGGGAAGAGGCUCAUAUUAUAACCGUGGCUAUGACCGAGGCUAUGAGCGAAGCUACGACAAAGGCUACGACCGUUCUCAUGACAGAGACUAUGAUAGAAACUAUGAUAGGAACUAUGACAAAAACUAUUACCGAAGCUACGACCGAAGCUACGACCGAAGCAAUGACCGAGGCUACGACCGAGGCUACGACCGAGGCUACGACCGAAGCGACGACCGAGGUUACGACCGAGGCUACGAACGAGGCUACGAACGAGGGUACGACCGAAGCUACAAUCGAAGCUACAAUCGAUGCGACAGCUACGAUGAGUACGACUACAGGAUUAGUCGCAGGCGCUCCCCAUCACCCGACUACAUUAGAUACAGAAAUUCCUCUUGGUCUCGCUCCUACAACCAAAGGCGCUACUGAAGUGCGACAGCCGAUUUCAACUAGCUUGUCUAAAUUGACAGCCUGCGUUGAGUUAAAAUCAGGUGUGUUUACAUGCAGGGGAGAUGUUUUUAUUUGUCAACGGCAGACACUUGGAUGAACUUUUCAAUAGUUGCCAUCCAUAUAGUGUUUUUGUGUUGUUGCUAUUCUGACCUCAAAUCUUCAGUGUUACUCACUGAUGAUUGAGUCUCCUGGUAAGUACAACGUAAAGCUCUGUGUGAAGUGUGAAGCUCUCCUUACACUAUUGUGAAAAAGUCAUUUAGGUCAUCAUCUGAGUUGAAUGAUUUUUGUGCGUAAAUGGAAAUACAUACAUGUAACUCUGCAAAGAUUCUCAUUCUUCUGGCUCCAAUAUGCAUUAGAAUUGAAGUUGGGCUUCACUUCUAAGAUGUGUGGGUGAGGUGGGAGAAAAAGCAAGGAGAGUUUCGCACAACAAGCCAGACGCCGGGAUGUUGUUCCAUGUUCACACACAUUUAGGUUAAUGUUGAGGUCACGCUUGAAGUACACAAUAAUUCCUCUAAAAGUUUAGCACCGCUUCAAGUUACACCAAUAAAACAAAGUGGGGAAAAAACCUUAAUACCUUAUUGGUUACAUCUCAUUUCAUCAAGUCAAAUAGAGAUGAAUGAAUGUUGCAAAUAAUUAUAAAAGUGCAUCAAGCACACACACACACAGGUGAUGAUACGUCAGGCAUCUUCUGAAUGUGGACAAUCUUCAAAGUCUGGUGACAAACACUUUACUGUAAGUAACCUCGAGCUAACGGGCCGCUUUCAACCCACAAAUGCGAACUCGAAUAAAGGAGCGGCUUAUUCAAAUGGGCUUGUAAUAACUGCUGACAUGUCACGGGGCCCCCUCGCAGUUAUGCAUCGGUUCACUUUGAUAGCAUGAAAAGUUGGAAAGCUCAAGGGUCAAAGUAAGACGUCUCCGCCACAGAGACGCAAGCGUCAAUGUCAUGUUUAUGCUCCUGUUCUCACUUGUACUUAAACGAUUACCUUUUGAGUGACAUGAGCAGGAAUUCCUUGACGAGUGGCCAUAUCUGAGCCGCCCGGUGUAUUUCACGCGCCAAAACGAAUGCAGAUAAUUAGCAGGAUUUUAUGAGUUGCAGUUGUGACAUUGAUAGAGCACUGACACAGGGUCCUUCUCUGGGGUCAUCUGCUGAUAGGUUGAUCAACUGUAGGAUAACGGGUUACAUAUUUAAGAAGUGCACUUUAGAGCCAUGUACUGAACAUAAUGACAGAAUGGGCCCAAUGGUCACCUGCCUUGAUGUAACCUGGUUACAAAGGAAAAAUAACCGAUAGGUGUGAAUUGGUAUUGCCCGGGAACUAGUCUUUCCUCUAUUUUACGUGAAGUUUUGCGAUACUUUGGUUUAUUCAAACACAAAGCGCGCAAAAUGCUGACCCAGUGUAACCUGUGGUGCAAUUCUAAAGAAGAGUAUAGAAUGGAUCCUGUUCUUGACCUUUUAGAUACAAUUUGACUGCACUGUUUUUGUGCCCUUGUGUUGACUGUGAAUGACUUAUUCAGUCAAUUGGUUGCAUCUGCCAUUAUGUUCAGGUACAAAUCUCUUUUUAAGACCUUCACCGUAUGAAAAUGGUUUUUUUUUGUUUUCUUUUCUGAGAAUCAUGUACAGAGGUUUUUUUUCUCUGUAUUCUUAUUGAAAAAAAGUGAGUGUUUUUGUACUAAUUAAUUUAGAACUUUUGAAUAAAAAAACUGUUAAGAAUACAGGUGGGCUUUCAAAAUCAUCUUUAUGUAACUUUGCAGUUGUAUGACAUUGCAAAUAUUACUACAUUAAACAACCAGUUUCAAUAUA
Syngnathus acus (greater pipefish) is the source of this 3110-nucleotide messenger RNA. RefSeq names its product transformer 2 alpha homolog (gene tra2a). Gene Ontology annotation, biological process: positive regulation of mRNA splicing, via spliceosome. Lineage: Eukaryota; Metazoa; Chordata; Actinopteri; Syngnathiformes; Syngnathidae. The record is from RefSeq and is a predicted model, not a curated record. Gene Ontology annotation, molecular function: RNA binding. Gene Ontology annotation, cellular component: spliceosomal complex. The coding region runs from base 149 to 1291 and encodes 380 amino acids. The transcript is spliced from 9 exons.